This is a messenger RNA of Lemur catta (Ring-tailed lemur), 4593 nucleotides long. It is a transcript of the gene SYT11, whose product is annotated as synaptotagmin 11. Gene Ontology annotation, molecular function: clathrin binding; calcium-dependent phospholipid binding; SNARE binding. Gene Ontology annotation, cellular component: membrane; synapse; axon. The transcript has 4 exons. The record is from RefSeq and is a predicted model, not a curated record. Gene Ontology annotation, biological process: vesicle fusion; cellular response to calcium ion; regulation of dopamine secretion. Lineage: Eukaryota; Metazoa; Chordata; Mammalia; Primates; Lemuridae. Bases 298 to 1593 code for a protein of 431 amino acids.
UUCCGGAACCUUUCGGACAGAGGCGGAGUCUCCUCCCGAGGGCCAUUCGGAAGAAGGCGGAGCCUACCUCGCAUCAGGACCAGUCUGACUGCACCUGCAUCCUUAGCUCAGAGCAUCCUUGGAGCAUCUUAAGAGGCGAACGCAGCUGGCAACCAGGGACCGGACCGUCGCAGGAGGCUUCCGCCUGAUACCUACCCUCUCCCCUGACCUACAGCAGCUGCCUCGGUACUGACGCGGGGUUCCCAGAGUUGUCUGACCAUUGCAAAAACAUUUAUAUCAACAGCCUCUGAUUACGACAUGGCUGAGAUCACCAAUAUACGACCUAGCUUUGAUGUGUCACCAGUGGUGGCUGGCCUCAUCGGGGCCUCUGUGCUGGUGGUGUGUGUCUCGGUGACCGUCUUUGUCUGGUCAUGCUGCCACCAGCAGGCUGAGAAGAAGCACAAGACCCCACCGUACAAGUUUAUUCACAUGCUCAAAGGCAUCAGCAUAUACCCAGAGACCCUCAGCAACAAGAAGAAAAUCAUCAAAGUACGGAGAGACAAAGAUGGCCCUGGGAGGGAAUGUGGACGUGGGAACCUGUUGGUGGAUGCAGCAGAGGCUGGCCUGCUGAGUCGAGACAAGGGUCCUGGGGGGCCUAGCUCUGGAUCUUGUAUAGACCAGUUGCCCAUCAAAAUGGACUAUGGGGAAGAACUAAGGAGCCCCAUUACGAGCCUGACCCCUGGGGAGAGCAAAACCACCUCUCCAUCUUCUCCAGAGGAGGACGUCAUGCUAGGAUCCCUCACCUUCUCAGUGGACUAUAACUUCCCAAAAAAAGCCCUAGUGGUGACAAUCCAAGAGGCCCAUGGGCUGCCAGUAAUGGAUGACCAGACCCAAGGAUCUGACCCCUACAUCAAAAUGACCAUCCUUCCUGACAAGCGGCAUCGGGUGAAGACCAGAGUGCUGAGGAAGACCCUGGACCCUGUGUUUGAUGAGACCUUCACCUUCUACGGCAUCCCAUACAGCCAGCUGCAGGACCUGGUGCUGCACUUCCUCGUCCUCAGCUUUGACCGCUUCUCCCGGGAUGAUGUCAUCGGGGAGGUCAUGGUGCCAUUGGCUGGGGUGGACCCCAGCACGGGCAAGGUACAACUGACCAGGGACAUCAUCAAGAGGAAUAUCCAGAAGUGCAUCAGCAGAGGGGAGCUCCAGGUGUCUCUGUCGUAUCAGCCUGUGGCACAGAGAAUGACAGUGGUUGUCCUCAAAGCCAGACACUUGCCGAAGAUGGAUAUCACCGGUCUCUCAGGUAAUCCUUACGUCAAGGUGAACGUCUACUACGGCAGAAAGCGCAUAGCCAAGAAGAAAACCCAUGUGAAGAAGUGCACUUUGAACCCAGUCUUCAAUGAGUCUUUCAUCUAUGACAUCCCCACUGACCUCCUGCCUGAUAUCAGCAUCGAGUUCCUUGUCAUCGACUUCGAUCGCACCACCAAGAAUGAGGUGGUGGGAAGGCUGAUCCUGGGGGCACACAGUGUCACAGCCAGUGGUGCCGAACACUGGAGAGAGGUCUGCGAGAGCCCCCGCAAACCUGUGGCCAAGUGGCACAGUCUGAGCGAGUACUAAUCCUGUUCUUCUCACCUCCAACCCCGGGGCCAGGCUGGGGAGGUAUGUGGCGGGGAGAGAGAUGACAGAGAAGCGGACUCAAAACCUCAUUUUAGUUGUAGAAGAAAAUUUCUUACAAAACAAAUCCCACAAAGAACAUCCCACAUGACCACAGCUGCAGAUCAGUUCUUAGCGAUGAUUUUUUUUUUCUCAUUUGCAAGGCACUAGAAAUUCUUUUUUUUAAUGGGGGGAAAAAAAGAGAGGGAAAGACCCCUACAAGUCUAUAUAUAACAAUGUAACCUUAUACUUGCAUGUCUAAUACAAACUGAAGAAAUUAGCCUAACUACCAAUAUCAAGUUGCAGAUUUUAAUCCAUGAAAAUUGUGUUUUGUGCCGAAUUGUAUUUGCUGAUUACCUGAAAUUGGCCUGUUUUUAUUGGGCUUCUCUGGAGAGUUACUUAUACUCCCCACUUCUGCAGAAGAAAAUUUUGCUCUUGUAAAACCUCAUGUUUUCAUCAUUCCCAUCUUUUCUUCUUCUCACCUCUUACACCUUUGUUCUUUGGCUGAGCUCAAAGUCUAGAGGUCUGUAGUAAGCCAAGAAACAGGUGGGAUGGAUAAGCUGGGUUUGCAGGGAAAAAGAGUAAUUGAGAAAUGGGAUAUUUUUGUUGUCAUCCCUCCUGCUAUGAAGGGGUAAAGGGCAGUUUAUGAUUAACUGGCAGCCCCAGUGAAGCACAUAGAACACAUCAGACUUAGCAGGUAGAACUUGGAUUUAUGAAACUAGAUGACUUCUCUAAAAGGAGCUUUGGAGACUUCAGAUUCAGCUGUAGGAUAGAUAGUACCAAUGAACACAUCCAGCUGAUCACAAGUGCUGUUUUCAUGUAGAAGGACAAGGAGAGGAGACAAGAGAUGACUGCCAUCCCUCUCUGCAGUUAUCUUUGGCAGUGACAACCAUUUAUUGGUUGAGGGGUUGGAGGUCAUCAGAGGUUUGAAGGAUUACAUUGGCCUUUGUUUUUCCAGCAAAUGCUGACUAUGGAGAAGGUUUAGAAUCUUCUCAAGUGGCUUAGAUGUAAUAAUGUUAGAAUGAAAAAGGCCUCAGAAAUUAUUCUUUCUCCUUGAAUUUUUCUAAUGGCUCUUAAAAAAAAUAACAGUGUGACUAACUGAGUAAUAAAGGUAAGUUGGAUUCUUUCAGAACAUCUUUUCCCUCAAAGCAAAGAGCAUAGUUCUUGGAAUCUGUGAGCCUCAUGACGCAGAGGAGGGACGGGGGAACCUCAGAGUGCAAUCCUCCUUCUGCCACUGGGCAAUAGAGGUUGAGAGAGAUUCAGUAUCUAGCUCGGGAUUAGAAUUCAACUCUCCUUACUCAUAGUUUAGUUGUGUCUCCAAUGUUGAGAUUUUUCAGAUGGCAGAGACUUCAUGGACAAUAGGUAAGCUUAGAUAGGCAGUAGAUAUUUUUGCUAGCCUUAAGAGGGACUCCAUCAAAUAAGCAACCAGUUUGAUUUAGGGCCCAAAAGAUUACCUGAAAUUGAAGUGUCCACUUCCUUACAAGGACAUCACUUUCUAACUUGCUUCUGAGAACAGAGUUGAAAAACUGAGUCUCUGUGGAGAGGGUGGUGAUCUUGCGUUUGGUGUUCCCUUAGCUCUUGAGGAUUUAAAACCAGUCUUCCCUCCCCCAUCCUUUUGGUUUGUUUUAACCCAUGUUCUUGACAGUGCAGAGCAGUUCUGGGCAGGCACAGAGCCCACCCUCUAUUCUCGUCCCUGUCAAUCCCACUCCCCCAUAAUCCGACUCACUAUCUCACCAUCAGUUGGGGUCACACCACUAGUCUCUGUUCUAUAUCCCAUGAAAUGUAAAUACUGUAUCAUACGUAGAAAUAAAUAAUUUUUGUUUUCUAAAAAUGCAUUUGGAGCUAGUUUAAUGUAAAUCUGACAGGAGCAUUCUGAAGCCCCGUUAGGAAAAAAUCUAAAUGGUUCCUCCUCAUCGCCUUAAUGUCUAAAGAUCAGAAAUCGCUGAGCAACAUGCUUUUGCUUCCUUCCCAGAAACAAUGCAAAGCAACAGGUGGAGAUAGUCUGGUCUUUGCCCUGCUGUGUGUGCCUCUGUAGCUCCUCCUGACAAAAGUCUGGGAAAACAGCCUCACCCCACUCCCCUCUUCCCCAUCUCCUUGUACCUUUAUUCCUUGCAUCCUUUGGGUCUACUGAGCAGUGGGUGGUGAGGUGACAGGGGAGGAACCAGUAGUUCUGUAGGAGCUGCCUCAGUGUCUUUGCCAGGAAAAGGCAAAGAGCUGGACAGGCCAGGGUUCCUCCCUCCUACCUCAGGCCUGAUCCAUCGUGCCCUUGACUUUGCUGUCCCAAAGUUUCUUAGCUGACUUUGGCUUUCACAUUUGUUCUUUCCAGAGCUAACUGAUAAGAGUGGAGGAGAAAUGCCUCCUCCUAAGAGUCAGCUGAAAGACAAGAGAGUCACAUCCUAGCUUUUGCACAAGGCACUCGUGGUCAGGAAUAGGUUAGGGAAUGGUCACUUCUGAUUUUCCAAGAGUCAGUUCUUCUCUGUGGAUAUCUUGAUUCCUUUGGGAAGACAAGAGUUUUUCUUAAUAACAAAAGCCCCUUUAUGAGUUAUUCCUCUUUCAGUUCAUCUCAGUGGAGCACAGCCAAGAUGUACAUGUUUACGGACAGUGCUCUAGAUAUGAAAACAGAUAGAACUGGUUUGUGGGACAAGGGUGGCUUGGUCAGGAGAGGGAAUAAGCCAAGUCCCUUUUCUUGGAAGGCUUUUACUAUGGCCCUGACAGUGACAUUGCCCUCACCAAGAUCCCUCUCCGAAGUGAUUGUCUUUCUUUACCUUGUGUCUUCUCUUGUAAAAAUGAAACUCAAAAACAAACGUGUCAAAUUAAAAAAGAAAAAACCGAAAAAGCUAACAUGAAUUGUGUGAAAUUGCAUAAUGCUGUAAUGCUAACCUACAAUAUGUAAUGCUAUCUUGUAUGUUGAAUUUGUUAAUGCACCACACAGUGCAAAAUAAAGACUGAUUCACAUUACAUAGG